ACACAGCCUCAUGCACUGAAAAAAUAUCAUUUACAAGCGUUCAAGCUACAAACAUGGUCCGCCUGUUCUGGUGUUCUGUCCUUCUAUUCAGCCUUCCAGUAACAGAGAGCAUGGAGAAGGAUGAACGCUGCUCAUCGAAGCCAAUCAAUGAGGUCUGGCGAAACACAGGACAAAGCGUUGUUCUCCGGUGUAACAUAAAACAACACUGUCUCAUCAGAGGCCAGAGCUACGAGUGGUUCUCUUUCAGAGAACACUCACAUGGUCGUCUAAUCCCGCAGAGCUUUCCUCUGAAGUACAGCCUGGAAGGAGCGUUUUUACACAUCAAGUCCCUUCAUACUAAUGACAGCGGGAUCUACCACUGUGCUGCAGGGAUGCAGGGCAAACCGUAUGUGGCACUGGGUACAACCCUGGUGGUGAGAGAAAAAUAUAAAGUGAUGGUUAAGAAUAUUCCCCUGUGGCUAUCAUUUGUCCUCCUGGCCUUCUACAGCUUGGCACUAGUGACACUUAUAAUCAAGAAGUACGGCUGCAGCAUGGGCGUCAGCAGAAGGAUUACCAAAACUCAGAAGAACAACUCAACUAAAAAAAGACAAUUCCGUGACGUACUGCAAGAAAUAAACAGCAGGAACAACUUGAAGAGGAACAAACGAGCCGUGGAUCACAACGGCUCAGCUGAUGACAUCUAUCAAAAUGUCUGAGUUGUCAUUUACUGAUGUUAAAAAAUAGAUUUGGACCGCCGUCAUCUGACUGAAGUUACACAAAAGUCAUGAACCAAAAGGAGGAAAUGACAUCAUCAACCAAGGCCACAGGGAGUUAUGUCUUCAUGAAGCCAGACACAACAACCACAGACUGAAGGUCCUGACUCACUGAACCUUUUCUCUCAAGUUUAAGUAGUGAUAGAGGGACAGUAGUCUCUAAUGGGAUUUGUAGUUUUAACUAUGUCCUGUUGAUUAUUUUGAACAUGAGAGCAACUUUACAAAUGUCCUUCUUUUUAAUACCAGGCCAUAUUUCAAAGAGAAAGCCGCUUGAUGGACAAAUAAAGUGUACACAUGUUCUAUAGAAAACAGUCACACACUGAUCAUGUUUCAACAAAUGAAAGUGGUAAGACAAUGUAUAAAAGUGCAUUUAAAACUGUUAGCAGACACACAAAUCCUCAUUUGAUAAAAGAUCAUGACAUUAUAUCAAGAUCAUCUAAUUUAUCGAUCAAUACCAAGCGGUCAGCCUGGGUUUGAAUCCCACCUGUGGCUCCAAUGUCAUUCCCCACUCUCUCUCUCUCGUUCUGACUCUUUCCA
This is a messenger RNA of Labrus bergylta (ballan wrasse), 1289 nucleotides long. RefSeq lists its product as uncharacterized. NCBI's taxonomy places the organism in Eukaryota, Metazoa, Chordata, Actinopteri, Labriformes, Labridae. The record is from RefSeq and is a predicted model, not a curated record.